AUGGCUGCUCCAAAGGAAGCUACUGUUCACAACCUGACUGGAAGAUGGACUAUGGAUAGUUCGCUCUCCGACAGCACCGACCCAACCCUACAGCUUCAAGGAAUCUCAUGGUUCACCCGCAAGGCCAUCGGCCUAGCCACUAUCACCCUACACAUCAAGGAGUACACUGAAGAGGGUACUGUCCACAUUGAUAUUGCGCAGACCCUGACUGGCGGAAUCUCUGGCACCACCGAGAAGCGUGAGCUCGGCUGGAACGUCAGGGAGCACACCGAUCACAUUUUCGGCACCGUCAAGGGCCAGACUCGCUUCGUCAGCUCUAAGAAAGAUGGCUCCAAGACUGUUCCUGACCUUGAGAUACAGACCAAGGUUGGAAAGGAGGAGGAAGAUGCUGGUGUUGCCAAGUUUCUCAACGGAGACGUCCUAGCUGACGGAUCUGCGUCUGACGGUUGGGCUGUUGAUGAGAGUGAGGGCAGCGAGCCAUUCUUGCAGAGCUGGGUUGAGAGUGUUGACAACGGCUGGACUGCCGAACAGGUCUGGGGUUUCGAAGUAAUCAACGGCGCACGAUACUACACUCGCCGUAUCGUCGUUGCCAAGAACGGUGUCUGCAGCAAAGUCAGACUUGUCUAUGGUUAUCUCGGCCAAGAGGAGUAA
Trichophyton rubrum CBS 118892 is the source of this 651-nucleotide messenger RNA. RefSeq lists its product as uncharacterized. The record is from RefSeq and is a predicted model, not a curated record. The transcript has 4 exons. The coding region runs from base 1 to 651 and encodes 216 amino acids. Lineage: Eukaryota; Fungi; Ascomycota; Eurotiomycetes; Onygenales; Arthrodermataceae.